Molecule: messenger RNA, 393 nt
Organism: Dibothriocephalus latus
Lineage: Eukaryota; Metazoa; Platyhelminthes; Cestoda; Diphyllobothriidea; Diphyllobothriidae
Source: the annotation of a GenBank genome assembly
GAUCAGUGUCAGCCGCACGACGUCGUUCUGCCCUCUGACUCCCCAUGUACCACCUACCUGGGCUCGUUUGCUGCCCGGCAGGGCCAUAGUUAUCUGAUAAGGAAUGCCUCUCUGGCCAGGUUGGCGACCCUCAAUCGUAAGCUUGACGAGCUUUUUCGUGCAUGGAAUGUGCUGGUCUUCGGAGAAGAAAAGACAGGGAAUGCCAGCGAAGGAUUGCCAAGUUCACCGAGUGACUGCCUCUCCAAUGCCAAGAUGCUCAUUUGCCUACUGACAUUUCCACCCUGUAUGGAGACUCAGGAAUUUGAAGACGGUGGGAAUGGUCAGGAAAUCUCCUAUGGCAGGCUAAAGAAGCGAUCGAUUCAGCAAACUGAGGAAGUCCCUCUCUGUAGGUAA